Solea senegalensis (Senegalese sole) is the source of this 1091-nucleotide messenger RNA. Its product is annotated as sciellin. Lineage: Eukaryota; Metazoa; Chordata; Actinopteri; Pleuronectiformes; Soleidae. The record is from RefSeq and is a predicted model, not a curated record. Bases 89 to 991 code for a protein of 300 amino acids. The transcript is spliced from 5 exons.
AGGAGAUGAAGAAGUUCUACAAGGUGCUGUGGAACCGGUCCCUCUUCUUGUGCCUAAAUCACCUCCUCAGUCUGCUUUAAGUGCAAUUAUGAAAGAUCUGGAGGAUGAAGACAAGUCUGUGGCUCCAACAGAAGGGGUCUCAGAGACUAGAUCUGAGACAUCUGUGGGGACCCGAGUGCCUGCAGAAGAACUUAGCAAAAAUGGUGAGGUGCAACCAGGAAUAACAGAACAAGCAACUCCAGGAGAUGAAGAAGUUCUACAAGGUGCUGUGGAACCAAUCCCUGUUCCUGUGCCUGCCACAGUCAAAUCAGAGGAGUCAGCAGUGGAGACAACAGAGGAUACAAAGAACAUCUCUCCACCGGUUUUAAGUGCAAUUAGGAAAUAUAAAGAUGUAGACGAGUCUGCAGCUCCAACAGAAGAAGUCUCAAAGACUAGAUCCGAGGAGGCGGUUGAGUGUGAACACAACACCAUCACCGAGCAAAGUGCUGAGUCAGUGCCGACGGAUGCUGAGGAUUAUCUGCUGAGGGAGUUAAACAUCAAUGAUGCUCUCGAACCUGUAAAUGAUUUAGAAGCCAAAGCAGUUCAGGGUAAAUAUUCUGACAGAGGCAUCAAACUGACUGAUGCGUUGGAUGUGCAGCCACCCACAGUCCACGCUGUACCCAAACCCGUGGAAGAUCCAGAGCAAUCAGAGCUGUCAGAGCAGGCAAAAAUGAACCAGUCUGAUGAUGCUCAUAUCACUGAAAUGUCACAAAAGCCCAAUGAGUUGUUACGUCGUCGAACCAGUGAUGUCAAAGCUGUUUGUUCUUUCUGUGACCGUAUUAUUGAUGGGAAAACAAAGCUCACCCUCAGUGAACCUGCAGUGAUUUGCCACCCAGAAUGUCUAAAGUGUAGCGUGUGUGCGAAGACUCUGGGAGAUUUGCUUACCCGCAUGUUUCUAUAUCACCAAGGGAUCCACUGUGAUGACUGCUUUGCAAACGCUCUCGUGGCCUGAAGCCUAAGCGGGACAGAGACUCAAAGCACAUUGUGAUUAAUGUGUUGUGUGGGCUGAGAACCUCAUUACUGUAGCCUUCACUCUGUCUUUUGAAACUAAU